ACAACUGUUAUUCCACAAUCAAUAUGUUUCUCGGAUUCACGGACCAAAACCUGUCCCUCCCUCUCUCUCCCAGUAUCAUUGAAUAGCUGGCAUUCCUCACGUGAGAAGUUGAUGUAUAGUUUGACCACGUGGCUCAUUCAGCCGGAAUAUUCAGGGAUUUUUUGGAGCUGCAUUUUAUUCAGAGGCGGUGCUAUUAGUAACGUAGUGUGACAUUUUCACAGCCUGUUUGCGAAAGGGGUUUUGGGGGAAAGACAAAAAAUAGUUUUUUCUCUCUUUCUGCAGCCCGCCAUUCUAGACUGCUAAUACAACUUGUUCUGGGAAUUUAUUUUAUCAUCGUGUUUAUUUUGUAAGAACUCUUUCAUCCCCUCCCAUCUUUUGUAUUUAAAUCGACCGAUUAUUUCUCCAAAGGGGAAGAUAAAGGCGGAAAGAUCUUUGCUUUUUUUGGAGUUUUAGCAACAUGAACAAGCUCUAUAUUGGGAAUCUUACCGAAAACGUAACCACUGUGGACUUGGAAAGUCUGUUCAAGGAAUGGAAGAUUCCCUUCACUGGACAGUUUUUGGUGAAAACUGGUUAUGCUUUUGUCGAUUGCCCAGAUGAUAACUGUGCUAUGAAGGCUAUAGAUACACUGUCAGGUAAAGUGGAGCUGCACGGAAAAUCCAUAGAAGUGGAGCAUUCCGUUCCUAAACGACAAAGGAGUCGGAAACUUCAGAUCAGGAACAUACCCCCUCAUUUGCAGUGGGAGGUCUUGGAUAGUUUGUUAGCUCAAUAUGGUUCAGUGGAGAACUGUGAACAAGUAAACACAGAAACAGAGACUGCAGUAGUGAAUGUUACAUAUUCUACCAAGGAACAUGCAAGACAGGCAAUUGAAAAACUUAAUGGCUAUAUGUUGGAGAAUUGCUCACUGAAAGUAACCUAUAUUCCUGAUGAGAUGGCUGGUCAACAGAGUUCACAACAGUUACAUCCACAAGCACGACGUGGUUUUGGACAACGAGGUCCGCCUCGACAAGGGUCGCCUAAUGGUACAGUUAGACCGAAACAACAACAGUCUGAUGUUCCUUUGCGAAUCAUGGUUCCAACUCAAUUUGUAGGUGCCAUCAUUGGGAAGGAAGGAGCCACAAUCCGGAAUAUCACAAAACAAACACAGUCAAAGAUUGACAUUCAUCGCAAAGAUAAUGCAGGUGCUGCUGAGAAGCCAAUAAGCAUUCAUUCAACACCAGAGGGAUGUUCAGCUGCUUGUAAGAUGAUAAUGGAAAUCAUGCAGAAGGAAGCUCAGGAUACAAAAUUCACAGAAGAAAUACCUUUAAAGAUUUUAGCACACAACAACUUUGUUGGGCGUCUCAUUGGGAAAGAAGGAAGAAACCUGAAAAAAAUCGAGCAAGACACAGACACUAAAAUCACAAUUUCUCCGUUGCAAGACUUGACCCUUUGCAAUCCAGAAAGGACCAUUACAAUAAAAAGCAGUAUUGAAGCAUGUUCCAAAGCCGAAGAAGAAAUUAUGAAGAAAAUUAGAGAGUCUUACGAUAAUGAUAUGGCUGCUAUGAAUCUUCAAGCACAUUUAAUCCCUGGUCUAAACCUAAAAGCUUUAGGCUUGUUUCCUCAAUCUUCACAUGUACUGCCACCACCUUCUGUACCUCCUGCUUAUACUCCAUUUGGGAGCUAUCCAAAUUUCUGUGAUGUGUAUGAGGUAUCGAGCAUUGCUUCAGGGGGCCAGCAACUAGCUCAGCAGUCAGAAUCUGAGACGGUUCAUGUCUUCAUCCCUGCCCUGGCUGUAGGUGCAAUUAUUGGCAAGAAGGGGCAACAUAUCAAACAGCUGUCUCGCUAUGCAUCAGCUUCCAUUAAGAUUGCUCCUGCAGAAGGCCCAGAUGCUAAGCAGCGAAUGGUGAUCAUCUCAGGGCAACCUGAAGCUCAAUUUAAGGCUCAAGGAAGAAUCUAUAAUAAACUGAAAGAGGAGAACUUCUUUGGACCCAAAGAAGAAGUGAAAUUAGAGACCCAUAUUAAAGUGCCAAGCCAUGCUGCUGGUAGAGUUAUUGGGAAAGGAGGUAAAACGGUAAAUGAACUACAGAACCUGACCAGCGCAGAAGUAGUUGUUCCUCGUGAUCAGACGCCAGAUGAAAAUGACCAGGUUAUUGUGAAAAUAACUGGUCACUUCUUUGCAAGUCAGCUUGCUCAGCGAAAAAUUCAAGACAUUUUGAUUCAAGUAAAAAGACAACAACAACAGAAAACAGUGCAGAGUGGACAGCCCCAACCACGAAGAAAGUAAAAGGUUCAGGAUCUCCAAUCUACCACAGAGACAGAUGCCAGACCAAAGAGAGAGAGAGACUGUGUAAUCACAGGCAGUUAAACCUGUCGCUAAUAAAGAAGCAUAUGUUCCACCUUCCCCAGUCACCUUUAUUGAGGACUAGGCAAUCUAUGAACUCUGUCUUUGUGCGAAUGUAUUCUUUAGGCGUUCAAGAAGAAACCUUGUGAAACCCAGCUUUAAAUAAGGCCCUUUCACUUCCCUUCUUUUGUUCGAAUUUCAAAACUUUAUUGCCUUGUUAGCUUUCCCAAAAUUCUUAGAUCUGUUGGGUUUAAUGAAGCUUUCUCUUCUAAUUUUUCACUGAUUACAAAAAGGCAUUGCUCUUAUAGUUCGAAUCAUUAUGAAACCUUGAGAUUUUUUUGGGGAGGGACUAAGGGAGUUGGCAAGAUUGAGGCAUCUGUCCCAACAUGCAAAAUGGCUUUUUUAAAUUGGGUUGUUUUACAAAGAUUACUAGAAUACUGCCAUUAGAACCUAAGGGAAGUGUUGAAUGGUGUUGGCCAGGCAUGAAUUGAUCAUGUAUUUUACUAAACUACCUCAGGCAUUUAGUACCUCAAUUGUUCCUUUUUUCUGCUUAUUUUGUAUACUUUAUAAAAGUAAUAGUCAAGCAUUUUAUUUUUUUAAUAAAAAAAAGUAAAAUUUGAUCAGCUAAAAGCCAGGAGCACUACAGAGAAAAAUACAGAUGUAAAUGUGUUGCUUCUAGCUGCUGGCUGAUGGGAGUAUUCGAUAAAUGAUACUUGCCUCAGUUUUCCUGAGGUCCACAACACCAUCAUUUGAUCAAAAUUCUGUGAAUGUUUGAGACGCCGAAUGAUGCCAAUAUAUACUAAUAGCAGCAAUGCCAUUUUUUUUCUUCUUAAGAUAGGAUGAAAGUGUUUAUUUCCUAUUUUUGAUUGAUGGUACUUUUGGGAACAAAACAAGGAAGUGAUGGCAAGAGGCUGGGGUUGGGGAAAGAGGCUGCAAAAUGGAUUAGCUUUUAGUAUAACUGGGUAAUUUUAAAUGCAUGGACCCUUGGUGCCUUUGACCAUCACUGCAUCUUGAUGCAUAAUGACAGUGUUUGGACUUGGCCAUUUUGUUCAAAGAGCAAGUUUCAUCUUCAAUUACUGGUAGAGCUAUUAGAUCUGUCUGGGUGCAUUUUGGCAGACUUUGCUAGAGUGGACUCUGAAUUUAUUGAACCACACAUUUUGAUCACCAUAAUGGGGAGAAAAAGUCAAAUGCUGUUUGCUCAUUCUAAAGUUGUUGAAAAAUAAGAGUUUACAUAUGCAGCUACUGUAGUGGGCUACACUAAGUCAUGGGAGACGCUGUUAGUUUGAACGCCGUCUUUCCUCUGAGCUUAAUCAAAAUGCAGCAGGGUUUAUGCACAUUCUACAGAUAACCAGUAUAGCAAUAAAUGCAUUAAUGGCCAGAUUGAUAGCCACAAGAUACUUUUGUUCUCCCCUCCUUCUCCCACCGAAUGUAGUCUGAACAGAAUAAGCUAAAAUAAUUAAUUUGUGGUAAAGUUGAAAUACUCCAGUCAAUUUCCUGAGUGCACCCAAUUUCCAUCUACCUCAGUGCUUUAAAUGAAGGCAGUGCAUAUUUAGUGCAUAAACACUGCUGUGUGUGUGUGUGUGUGUGGUCUGAGCAGAGCCAUGCUAUUACCUCUGAACCUUUUUUGUGAUUUUUUUUUUGUGCAUGAGAUGAUCAGAAUCAUCAUGCUGCACUGAAAUAGAGGGGCACAACUUGGCAAAACCAUUUACUUCAUCAAUUUUUGAUCUACCUCUUAGAUACAUUUGAAUUAGAGGCAUUUCUGCAUAGGAUAGGUUGAUAAUUUUUCCCAAAGAUCAUUUUUUGUACAGGUUAGACAAUUUAAAAAUGGUCUGGUGUGUUUUUGCCUACAUAUAUUCAUUACUAAUUAAAAAUUCUCAAAGCUUAUGUUGUAGCUUUAGCAAAAUGGAUUAAUUCUCAUUCUUUUGACAGAGUGACUUCUCCAUGUAGAGUUAGAAAUGUUUUCUUACAUUGAUAAAAUUACUGAACUACAGAAGGUCAUUUAAUAGCUUAAAUGAAUUGACGUGAGGCUGAAAGGUCGGAGCCCACUUUUUUGUUGCAAGUAACAUUUGAUAAAAUUGAUUUACCAUGUUUUUUGGUUUAAUUGCUGCAUUUACAUUGCCUGAUCUGCUGCUGUUAUAUCAUUAAUUUUCUGGUCUAUAUAGCAAGAUUGGUAAUUUGGAAAUAUUGGCAUUUAGUUGAAGGUAGUUCUGUAAACGGAAGUGAUACCAGCAAAAAUAAUUUGGCUCACUUCCCUUUCAUUUAAAUACUGUGCCCCCAAUGCAGCCCCACUUGUCAAAUGCCUCUGUAUGAAAUAAAAGAAUUUAGCUCCUAA
Messenger RNA from Carcharodon carcharias (great white shark), 4649 nucleotides. It is a transcript of the gene igf2bp3, whose product is annotated as insulin-like growth factor 2 mRNA binding protein 3. Gene Ontology annotation, cellular component: nucleus; cytosol; cytoplasm. Bases 458 to 2260 code for a protein of 600 amino acids. Lineage: Eukaryota; Metazoa; Chordata; Chondrichthyes; Lamniformes; Lamnidae. The transcript has 16 exons. The record is from RefSeq and is a predicted model, not a curated record. Gene Ontology annotation, molecular function: mRNA 3'-UTR binding. Gene Ontology annotation, biological process: nervous system development; regulation of gene expression.